This is a messenger RNA of Eimeria tenella, 492 nucleotides long. RefSeq lists its product as uncharacterized. The transcript has a single exon. The record is from RefSeq and is a predicted model, not a curated record. NCBI's taxonomy places the organism in Eukaryota, Apicomplexa, Conoidasida, Eucoccidiorida, Eimeriidae. The coding region runs from base 1 to 492 and encodes 163 amino acids.
AUGCUGCCACACAUCCGAUCCUGGGUGUCUGGGGUGCUCUUGAGCCCCCCUGUGGAACUCUUUUUGCUUUUUGCUUCUGAGCUUCUUAGCCAGGGACUCUCAGCAAACCCGCUUGCUACACACAGCCCCGCGAGCCCAGUGUUGGCCGUGUUAGCGCAAAAAGGCCCCAAAUUCGAACAGGCGCAGCACUUUCCAGGGCCAAGACUUCGCGGAAACUCGAAGAGGCCGCAGUGUGUGGCAGCACUGGGCGCGCAGGAGCUGCUGCAGGCCGCGCUGCAGUCCGGGCUUGAAAGCUGCAAAGAUUGCAAAAGUGACGCUGAAAUCGAGCUUUUGAACUGCAGCAAAACAGCAAAGUGGCCUCAGGUGGGGCGGGAGCAGCAGCUGAGUGAGCACCGCUGUCCGAGCUGUGGGGGCACCCCGAGACUCUCAGCGGCUGCAGACACAGCAGGCUGCUGCUGGCAACUUAACCUGCGCUGCACAGCUUUUUUUUGA